GAUCUGUAUAGAUGACUCCAUUGGUCACUAGUCUCUCUCCACCACUGCACACAGUUCUGCACAGGGGUGGACUGACAACUCAUGGGGCCCCCAGGCAAUAGGGGAUCAUGGGGCCUCUGUGUCCUCGUCCACACUCAAACCACACUCAAAAAAGCUUAUAAAAAGUACCAGGGGCAUCUCAUGGGGCCCCCUACUGACCCCAGGCCCUCGGGCAGUGCCCGAGUGCACAAAUGGUCAGUUCGCCCCUGG
Molecule: messenger RNA, 249 nt
Organism: Staurois parvus
Lineage: Eukaryota; Metazoa; Chordata; Amphibia; Anura; Ranidae
Source: the annotation of a GenBank genome assembly